Molecule: messenger RNA, 1513 nt
Organism: Vidua chalybeata
Lineage: Eukaryota; Metazoa; Chordata; Aves; Passeriformes; Viduidae
Gene: YJEFN3
Product: YjeF N-terminal domain containing 3
Exons: 6
Coding region: 312-977 (221 amino acids)
Cellular component (GO): mitochondrion
Molecular function (GO): NAD(P)HX epimerase activity
Source: RefSeq, a predicted model, not a curated record
AGCGCGGCCCCGCUCCGGCCGGAGCAUCCUCGGCAUUCCCGGGGGAUCCGGUCCGGCCGGAGCAUCCUCGGCAUUCCCGGGGGAUCCGGAGCAGCGGGAGCCGCCGGGUCCGGUCCGACCGGAGGGGCUGCGGAGAUCCCGGCGGAUCCGGUCCAGCCGCGGACGGAGGCUCCGUGCAGCUCCCGCCGGGUCCGCUCCUGCCGAGCUCCGUUCCGCCGCCGCUCCCGUCCCGCUCCCCGCCAUGAGCUCCGCGCCCUGCGCCCCCCGGGAGCCGCCCCGCUACCUCAGGCAGCCAGGCGGAGGCGGAGGCCAUGGAGAAGGAGCUGCUGGAGGAUUAUCGCUUCGGGCGGCAGCAGCUGAUCGAGAUCUGGGGACACGCCUGUGCCGUGGCUGUCACCAAGGCGUUCCCGCUGCCGUCGCUGCCGCGCAGGCAGCCCACGCUGCUGGUGGCGUGCGGGCCGGCGCAGAACGGGGCCAUCGGGCUGGUGUGCGCCCGCCACCUCCGCAGCUUUGAUUACGAGCCCACCAUCUUCUACCCCAAGCGCUCCCCGGACCCGCUGCACCGCGACUUCACCACGCAGUGCGAGAAGAUGGACAUCCCCUUCCUGUCCUACCUGCCCACCGAGGUGCAGCUCAUCAACGACGCCUACAACGCCGUGGUGGACGCGGUGCUGGGAGCCGAGGCCGAGGUGGCCGAGGGGACAGAGCCGUGCGCGGCCAUCCUGGCCACGCUCCGGCACGUCCGCAUCCCCAUCGUCAGCCUGGAUGUCCCCUCAGGGUGGGUGGCCGGGGCGGGUGGCAGCGGUGACAUCAGCCCGGACGUGCUGGUGUCGCUGGCGGCCCCCAAGGAGGUGGCGCGGCGCUUCCAGGGACGGCGACAUUUCCUGGCCGGGCGCUUCGUGCCCGAGGAGCUGCAGCGGAAAUUCGGGAUCAGCCCCCGGGAGUACCCGGGCAGCGACUGCGUGGUGGCCCUGUGACCCCAAAUCAACCCGGGGACCCCAAAUCAACCCCGGGCACCCCAAAUGACCCCCUGGGAUCCCAAAUGAACCCCCUGGGGACCCCAAAUCAACCCCUGGGAUCCCAAAUGAACCACUGGGACCCCAAAUGAACCCCUGGGGACCCCAAAUCAACCCCUGGGGACCCCAAAUCAACCCCUGGGAUCCCAAAUGACCUACUGGGACCCCAAAUCAACCCCUGGGGACCCCAAAUCAACCCCUGGGAUCCCAAAUGAACCACUGGGACCCCAAAUGAACCCCUGGGGACCCCAAAUGAACCCCGGGGACCCCAAAUCAACCCCUGUGACCCCAAAUCAACCCCUGGGAUCCCAAAUCAACCCCUGGGGGUCCUGGGACCCCAAAUAAAGCCCUGGUGGGUUUGUGACCCAAAAUAAACCUCUGGUGGUGGCCCUGUGACCCCAAAUAAACCUCUGGUGUCCCUGUGACACCAAAUAACCCCCUGGUGGGGGCUCUGUGACCCCAAAUAAAUCCCGGGUGCUCCUGUGACCCCAAAGAAA